AUGGUCGGAAUUCUCAGAAGCACAAACCAACAAGAGGCCGUGGAAAAUUCACCUAAUCUGUCGUUGUUGCAAUCGCUGAAAGCUACAGUGGAAGCAUCACCGCAGAUGUGUUUCGAUUGCAAUGCGAAGAAUCCGACAUGGGCAUUCAUCACAUAUGGGAUUUUCUUUGCAUCGAUUGCUCAUUGGGGCUCAUCGAAGCCUGGGUGUUCACAUCAGCUUCGUGAGUGGCAGAUUGAAGAUAACAAUGUAAUUGACUGCAUUGAUAUCUACAAACAACCUGCUUUUGAUCAUCCUUUGCUUAGGAACCACACAAUACAGGUUUUCAUAAGACCCACAUCAUAUCCGAAUGGGAAAAAAAGUGGAUACCUCUGCAAUCAAGAUCACAAAAGUUUUCCAGAUUCUGGCCAUGAGCAUGCCAUAGUUUAUCUGCGAGGAGGCAAUUACCAUGGAGCAUAUGCUGGCAUAAAUGUAUGGAACCCAAAAGUGAAAAAUGGUGAAUUCAGCUUGUCUCAAAUCUGGGUUAUUUCUGAUGAUUCAAACAGUAAGACCACUGCUGAAGCAGGAUGGAUGGUUUAUCCAAGUUUAUUAGGAGAUAACCAGACACGGUUCUUCUUGUAUUGGACUGAUGAUGGCUACGAGCAAACAGGUUGCUACAAUCUACAGUGCCCUGGUUUUGUUCAAACAAACAAAAAUAUCUAUCUCGGUUCCAUCAUAAAACCAGUCUCAAUCUACAGUGCAGAGCAGUUUGAUAUAACUAUUGCCAUAGUCAAGGCAAAAAUGAUUUUACAUUUGUUCACUGAAGACAAAGUAAGCGGAAAUUGGUGGAUCCAACUGCAAAACGAGCUUUUAGGAUACUGGCCUGACUCCAUCCUCACAGGUUUAGCAGGUAGUGCAUCCAUGGUGCAUUGGGGUGGCGAGAUCACGAAUUCACAAUCAGAUGGCUAUCAUACAACUACUCAGAUGGGCAGUGGACAUUUUCCCUCUGAAGGAUAUGCAAAAUCAAGUUAUUUUCGCAAUCUUCAAGUGGUUGAUAGUAGUACCAACAUUAUGGCAAACCCAGAAGGUAUCACUCCAUUUGCAGCUAAUCCUCAGUGCUAUGAUGUGCACAUCAAUGAAAAUACUAGUUCUAGCCAUGGUUACCAUUUCUACUAUGGAGGGCCUGGUCUCUCUCAAAACUGCCGAUGA
Telopea speciosissima is the source of this 1185-nucleotide messenger RNA. RefSeq lists its product as uncharacterized. The transcript is spliced from 9 exons. The record is from RefSeq and is a predicted model, not a curated record. The coding region runs from base 1 to 1185 and encodes 394 amino acids. Lineage: Eukaryota; Viridiplantae; Streptophyta; Magnoliopsida; Proteales; Proteaceae.